This is a messenger RNA of Arachis stenosperma, 1179 nucleotides long. RefSeq lists its product as uncharacterized. The record is from RefSeq and is a predicted model, not a curated record. NCBI's taxonomy places the organism in Eukaryota, Viridiplantae, Streptophyta, Magnoliopsida, Fabales, Fabaceae. Bases 1 to 1179 code for a protein of 392 amino acids. The transcript is spliced from 4 exons.
AUGGAGGAAACCGGCCAUAGUAGCAAGGACAAGAAAACCGGCCAUAAACUCUCUAAGAAUACUCAUAAUUUUAUGCAGGAAACCAGAGCUUCACUUGGGAACUUGAAGAUUCACGUGGGUCAGUCAAGUAAGCAAGCAUCUGAGAAGCCUCCUAAUACUCUUUCUAGCGACACAAUACCUAAUCCAAGGGAGGAAUGCAAGGCCAUCCAUCUGAGAAGUGGUAAGGUAACAGGUUCAAAGGAAAAGGUUAGUGAGGAGCCAGUUGAAAAAGAAGCUCCAGAGAAGAAAAAUGAAGAGGUAGAGCAUGCCCCCUCUAGACACCUAGACAACCCGUUUCUGGUUGAUCUUGAGAAGUAUCUGGCAUUACCUAAGGCUCCUCAGAAGCUUCAGAUCAAUAUUCCUUUUGUAGAGGCCCUUGAGCAGAUGCCUCUUUAUGCCAAAUUUAUGAAGGAAUUGGAAAGAAAAGACAUCACUAUUCAGAGAGCUUUAUGUGAUCUUGGAGCUAGCAUCAACCUCAUGUCUCUUUCUUUGAUGAGAAAGCUCCAGAUUGAUGAGGUAAAACCCACUCGUAUUUCUCUUCAACUUGCUGAUCAUUCAAUUAAAUUUUCUCUUGGAGUUGUUGAGAACUUACUUGUGAAAGUUGAACCUUUUAUUUUUCCUACUGAUUUCAUCAUACUGGAUAUGGAAGAGGAUAAAAAUGCCUCUAUUAUUCUUGGGAGACCUUUUUUAGCUACAGGUAGAGCUCUUAUUGAUGUUCAGAAGGACGAAUUGAUUUUGAAGGUUAACAAAGAGGAGGUUGUCCUAAAUGUGCUUGAGGCUUUGCAACACCCUAAUGAUUCUGAAGGAUAUAUGAGAGUUGAUUUGAUUGAGCCUCUGAUUAAAUAUGUAUUUGAAGCUAAAGUGCUUGAUGAUAUUCUGGACUCCUCUUCUGAGGAUGAUUUGCUUGAGAUUGAUGAUUCACCACCUCAGAAGGAGAAGCCUCAAAUGCCUAGUACUGAGGAAGGGCCUUCAAAGCUUGAGUUGAAGCCCUUGCCUUCCUCCUUGAAGUAUGCCUUCCUGGGCGAACAUGAUACAUAUCUGGUGAUUAUUAGCUCCUCUCUGAGACAUGAGGAGGAGUAUGCGCUACUUCAAGUACUCAAGAGUCAUAAAUGGCUCUUGGGUGGACCAUUAGUGAUUUGA